GCUUCACCCAGUGGACGGAGAAACAGUGGGAGCAUACAAAGAAAUUCCCGGAGCACGCUUGUACGCCGACUCAGCUCGAGAUGUCACAUUCUGGAGGUUCAACAUUGAAAUAGAACUAGGCGAGACGCAACAACGAAUCGCAUACCGCUUGAACCACGGACCGGCCCUGGGAUUCUGGGUACCGGCCAGAGGGCAGUCUAUGAACAUUAUGUUCCAUAGCUGCAAUGGUUUCAGCCUAGGAGUUGAUUCCAACAGAUUCUGCGGUCCUGACCCUCUCUGGCGCGACGUAUUGAAUGAGCAUCAGACUCGCCCUUUCCACGUCAUGAUCGGGGGCGGUGACCAGAUCUUCAACGACAAAGUUAUGGUGGAAUCGCCCCGAUUUCAAGAAUGGACCAAGAUAAAGAACCUGACUGACAAGUACGACAUGCCAUUUGACCCAGAAUUUCGAGCUGAGAUAGAGAGCUUCUACCUCGAGAACUACUCGGCUUGGUUUUCCCAGGGCCUUUUCUCACUGGCCAAUUCCCAAAUCCCAAUGGUCAAUAUCUGGAACGAUCACGACAUCAUUGAAGGUUUCGGUUCGUAUCCGGACGAGUUCAUGGCUACACCGGUGAUUUCGGGACUGGGUAGAAUAGCGUUCAAGUACUAUCUGCUCUUCCAGCAUCACAGCGUGACUGAAGAGACGGAAGCAGAUGAGCCUAGCUGGCUGCUUGGUGCGCAGCUGGGACCCUAUAUCAACCAGCGAAGUCGAAACGUGUUCAUGUCUAUGGGCAAGGAAGUAGCUUUUCUGGGGUUGGAUUGCAGGACGGAGCGACUGAGUGACGAGAUACUCAGCGAGCAGACGUGUGAUUUGAUCUGGGACCGGUGCCACCGUGAGAUUGUCCGUGGAGAAACCAAGCAUCUGAUAGUGCUCUCGAGCGUUCCCGUCGCAUAUCCAAGAAUGGCAAUGCUCAAAAACAUUCUCAAUAGUCGCAAAUCGCUGGGGAAGGCUGGGCUUUUCGGAGGCUUCGUAAACAAGAACGGCAGCAAAGUAGAGAUAUUCGACGAUCACUGGACGGCUAAACACCACAAAGCCGAACGGACCUAUCUGCUUGAGGACCUCCAAGACCUUGCAGCAGAAAAGUCGGUUCGGGUGACUAUCUUGAGCGGCGAUGUCCAUCUGGCAGCCAUCGGACAAUUCUACUCCAAUCCUAAACUAAACCUGCCCAAAGACAAGGAUUACCGAUACAUGCCGAAUGUCAUAUCUUCUGCGAUUGCAGACAUGCCAGAAACCGAAAUGGUAUCGGAUAUGCUGAACAAGCGCAACCACGUUCACCACUUGGACACGAACACAGAUGAAGACAUGAUCCCCAUCUUCACACACGACGUCAACAACAAGCCGCGUAACAACAAGCGCUUGCUUCCUCGCCGAAAUUGGUGCGCAAUCCGUGAGUAUCAACCCGGCUCCACACCUCCAGGUACACCGGAAUCCGAAGAGGGCCCUCCACUGGCUGAGGAGCCGCGUCCGGGUAUACUGCAGAGGACUCUGUCCUUAGGACGAGGUGACAGACCUCAGGGUGGUUUGCUGCGACAGCUCUCGCUGCGUGGACCUCCACCGGCUGAGGAGCGGCGUCCGGGUAAACUGCAGAGAACUCUGUCCUUAGGGCGAGGUGAUAGGCCUCAGGGUGGUUUACUGCGACGGCUCUCCCUGCGUGGGCCCCCACCGACAAAAGAUUUUAAUCUUGGAGAUGCACCUGGUCGCGGUACGAGUAUGGACGGACCAUUUCCUCCCACUGAUGCCGAAGGCGGCUAUUUCCCUGGUCCUGCACCAGAAUUUCGCCCAGGCCCCUUCCACCGUCGCCCUACGAGUUUGAGCCAGAAGGCUGCCAAGAAAACUGCGAAAAGGGGCGACGACGGUGUAGGCGCAUACGUCAAUCUGGAGAAGGGUCUAGCUAUCACGCUCAACCUGGAGCUCAACCCACAAGAUCCAUCAGGUAUCACGACGCCGUAUAAGCUUCUUGUGCCCGUGCUGCGUUAUGAAGGCGCUGAAUACGAUCCCCCCGCCAACCCGGUUGCCAAAGGUUGGAAGAAAUGGUUGGCUGUAGGGCGUAAGAAAGAGCGUGGCUUCGCCAAGGAUGUCCCUGGUGAUGUGGAGGAUACUGAUUACGAUGACGACCCUGACUACGAAGAAGGCUAUGCGGGAAGUGAUCUCGAUGAGCCUGGUGAGAGGCUGCCGGAGAAAAUGGGCCACAGGGGUCAUGCACCAGCACAUGCAUCAGUACCGGGGCCCGACUAUGAUUGGCCGGAGGAGACUAUGAAGCGGAAGAAGAAGUGGUUUGGACGAUUGGUAUGA
Messenger RNA from Aspergillus lentulus, 2329 nucleotides. RefSeq lists its product as uncharacterized. The record is from RefSeq and is a predicted model, not a curated record. Gene Ontology annotation, cellular component: membrane. NCBI's taxonomy places the organism in Eukaryota, Fungi, Ascomycota, Eurotiomycetes, Eurotiales, Aspergillaceae.